Messenger RNA from Octodon degus (degu), 2684 nucleotides. It is a transcript of the gene Prkab2, whose product is annotated as protein kinase AMP-activated non-catalytic subunit beta 2. Gene Ontology annotation, cellular component: cytoplasm; nucleus; nucleotide-activated protein kinase complex. Gene Ontology annotation, biological process: signal transduction. The record is from RefSeq and is a predicted model, not a curated record. The transcript is spliced from 9 exons. Gene Ontology annotation, molecular function: protein kinase binding. The coding region runs from base 166 to 948 and encodes 260 amino acids. Lineage: Eukaryota; Metazoa; Chordata; Mammalia; Rodentia; Octodontidae.
GGGCCUCAUUUCCAUUUUAGGAGGAAACCCGGAUCGCCGGCGGGGGGCGCGGCUUCAAUUUCAAUAACUUUAUUGGUGGGCUAGUCUCCAGCUCCUGCAUCGCGCCCGCGGCUCCGGGAGGAGCAAGCUCGGCGUCGGAGGUGGCCCCCGACUCCGGCUGCAGCCAUGGGAAACACCACCAGCGAGCGGGUGUCCGGGGAGCGCCACGGCGCCAAGGCGGCGCGCUCGGAGGGGGCGGGCGGCCCGGCCCCGGGCAAGGAGCACAAGAUCAUGGUGGGGAGCACCGACGACCCCAGCGUCUUCAGCCUGCCGGACUCUAAGCUACCUGGGGACAAAGACUUUGUAUCAUGGCAGCAGGAUUUGGAUGACUCCAUAAAGCCCACACAGCAGGCCCGGCCCACUGUUAUCCGCUGGUCUGAAGGAGGCAAGGAAGUCUUCAUCUCUGGGUCCUUCAACAAUUGGAGCACCAAGAUUCCACUGAUUAAAAGCCAUAAUGAUUUUGUUGCCAUCCUGGACCUUCCUGAGGGAGAGCAUCAAUACAAAUUCUUUGUGGAUGGACAAUGGGUUCAUGAUCCCUCAGAGCCUGUGGUUACCAGUCAGCUCGGCACAAUUAACAACUUGAUCCAUGUCAAGAAAUCUGAUUUUGAAGUAUUUGAUGCUUUAAAGCUAGACUCUAUGGAAAGCUCUGAGACAUCGUGUCGAGACCUUUCCAGCUCACCUCCAGGGCCUUAUGGUCAAGAAAUGUAUGUCUUUCGAUCUGAGGAGAGAUUCAAAUCUCCACCUAUUCUUCCUCCUCACCUACUUCAAGUUAUUCUUAAUAAGGACACUAAUAUUUCUUGUGACCCAGCCUUACUCCCUGAGCCCAACCAUGUUAUGUUAAACCACCUCUAUGCAUUGUCCAUUAAGAUAAAGAAACUAAGGCUCAGAGAAGGUCAGAUUGCCAGAUAGUGUGAUGGUCCUUAGUGCCACCCACCGCUACAAGAAGAAAUACGUCACUACGCUGCUGUACAAGCCCAUCUGAAGGCAUCCUUCCUGCCUUGAGGAUUCAGGAGAAGCCCCUUCCUUGCCUGUGAACUGAACCAGUCUUCUCUGAGACUGGAAGGCUGAUUUGCUUUGAGGCUGAUUGAUGUGUGUGUUUCAGAGCCUCUGAGUAGGAUGCUCUGCUUUUGCAUUUGAUUGCAGAGAAGAGAUUUAUGAGUUCAUGGAAUUUAUUUUAAGAAAAAAAUAUAUAUGAGAGGAAGGUUAUAUAUAUAUGUGUGAGAGGAAGGUUACUGGAAGCCUCUAGCCCCAGCUAGAUGUAUUAUUUCUGCCUGUGGGUACUCACUACGACCUGUUUAGGGGACCUGAGGGAAUAAUUAACCACAGGAAGCAUUCUUUCUUAAAAUGAAAGAAUAGCAACUCUUAGAAUCCUUGUUGAGUGGCGAUUCUGCCACCACUGCCUUGGCUAUCCAAGGGAUGCACUGGGGCUGGACUGCCGCCCUACUUAGAGCUACGUCGCUGCAGGGGUGACUUUUCUUGCAUGGGCUCUCUGUCUUCCCACAGUAUGUGACAUGGCCUGUGUUUUUUAUUUGCUACAACUUGCCCCUAAAGAACCCGUUUUUCCCUCUCAUUUAUUCUUUUAAUAACCUUCAAAUUCUGCACCUGACCCCUCUAAUGCAAAACUCACUGGGUAAGUAACCCCUUUGAAAAGCUGUGUGAGGUCUGACUGACACACACUAAAACUAGGGAUGCCAGAAGGGUUAGCCUGUUACAGGUUUGGGCCACUGUGUUCCUGCUGGAAUGAAAUAGGACUCAGCGUUAUAAGACAGAAGAUGUAGUUUUAAUUUGGAGCUACAGCUUCAGCAGUGUAGCACAUUCCUGUAGGUUUUUGAACCCAGCCUGGCCCUGCUUCUACCUUCUCAGAGCAACUGCUCUGUAGGUAGACUUGGAAUCAAGCAAAACUGUGUCUUUCAUCGUUGGCAGAUUUUUGUGAGCCUGCAUUUUUCCUUUAAUUUAAAAAAAUGCCUUUCAUUGGUCUUAAGAGGCUCUAUCGAAGAAUUUCGUGUUUUUAAAAAAUGGUGAUUUUCCUUUCUAAAGAAAUCUACAACUUUACAUUAAUAUAGCCAGCCUUGCAUGCAGCAUUACACUAGUACUGCUGUAGAGAUUGGUCCAUUUAAGCUCACUUGGUGCACACAGUGGAUUCCCUUAACACAGAUGUAUAAAGCCACAACCCAGGAAACUUAUCUCUGGCAUUCCUAACCAUGAAAAGUGUUAUUCUUUAUACCAAAUGUUAACAAGAUCCUUUUUUUCUUUAAAAAAAAAUAUGUUUGAUGAUGAAGAGAAUCACUGAUACCUGCUUAUGGACUGAAAAGUAUUCAAUCUACCCUUGAGGUUUAGAGGUAGAGCAUUUCCCCCAAGUAUCGUGCCCUCUCCAUUUGACAGAUAAAGUCAGACAUUCCUUAUUUAAGGAAACCCAAGUGUUGGAUAGUUGAGAUAGCCCUUGACUGCUGCCGUGAGCCCAGCCACACUGAAAGAGCACCCACAGGUUAGUGUAGCUUUCUUCUGACUACUUUUCCCAAGCAGAGAUGACAACACAGUUGUCUUUGAGUCUGUUGACCUCUUUGAUCCCAGGUAUGGAGCAGUAAAGUGGCAGUGUUGUUUGUAGGGAAAGCAUUAGUGCUUUGGUACUUGUUAAUUGUUGAAAG